Molecule: messenger RNA, 3700 nt
Organism: Sitodiplosis mosellana (orange wheat blossom midge)
Lineage: Eukaryota; Metazoa; Arthropoda; Insecta; Diptera; Cecidomyiidae
Gene: Flo1
Product: flotillin-1
Exons: 7
Coding region: 448-1737 (429 amino acids)
Biological process (GO): regulation of receptor internalization; protein localization to plasma membrane; protein kinase C signaling
Cellular component (GO): plasma membrane
Source: RefSeq, a predicted model, not a curated record
UUAAUAGAAAUUUCAUCAUACACUACGUUCACAGUGUUUGCAUUUCUGAGUUAGCGAUGCUUGUACGUGUAUGCGUGUGUAUGUGUAUAUGUUUGAAGCAAACACUAACUCAUUCACUCACUCGCACACUCGUCUGUGUGUGUAUGUGUAAGGAAUACAAUCGCUGAGCUGUUUGAACCAGUAGCUUUUCGAAGGGAAUAUCGUUCAGACUAUUCUCGGCGCCGAAUUGUGUUCUGUGUGUGUCGACCGUGUCGAGUAUGUGUUCAUGAAGUGCAAUAAAAACAUUGAAAAAAAAAGUUAAAUUUGAAUUUGAAAAAUCGCACGCACAAAAAUCAGGAAUAUUUUGAUAUUCUUCUAGAUUUUUGGAAGAAAUAAUUGCGAAUUUGAAACGAGUUAAAAUAAAAAUCAGUAAUCACGAGUUCUAAACGUAGACAAAAAUCGAAAGAAAUGACUUGGGGUUUCGUAACUUGUGGUCCAAACGAGGCGCUCGUCGUUUCGGGAUGUUGCUACAUGAAACCAUUGUUGGUUCCCGGCGGUCGUGCAUUUGUGUGGCCAUCAGUUCAACGGGUCCAACGAAUUUCCUUGAACACGAUGACACUGCAAGUGGAGAGUCCGUGUGUGUAUACCAGCCAAGGUGUACCGAUCUCGGUCACUGGCAUUGCACAAGUAAAAAUUCAAGGUCAGAACGAGGAUAUGCUGUUGACCGCAUGCGAACAAUUUUUGGGUAAAGGCGAAAGCGAAAUCCAGCACAUUGCCUUGGUCACGCUGGAAGGUCAUCAACGCGCCAUCAUGGGUUCAAUGACAGUGGAAGAAAUCUAUAAGGAUCGCAAAAAAUUCAGCAAACAAGUGUUCGAAGUGGCAUCUUCCGAUUUGGUGAAUAUGGGCAUCACUGUUGUGUCAUAUACACUCAAAGAUAUCCGAGACGAAGAGGGAUAUCUUAAGAGUUUGGGUAUGGCACGAACAGCUGAAGUGAAACGAGACGCUCGUAUUGGUGAGGCUGAAGCUCGAUGCGAUGCACAAAUCAAGGAAGCCAUUGCUGAGGAACAGCGUAUGGCCGCUCGUUUCUUAAACGACACCGAAAUCGCAAAAGCACAACGAGAUUUCGAAUUGAAGAAAGCCGCUUAUGAUGUUGAGGUCCAAACGAAAAAAGCCGAAGCCGAGAUGGCAUACGAAUUGCAAGCGGCUAAAACUAAGCAACGCAUCAAGGAGGAACAAAUGCAAAUUAAAGUGGUUGAACGCACCCAAGAGAUUGCCGUUCAAGACCAAGAAAUGGUUCGACGUGAACGCGAACUUGAAGCAACUGUACACCGUCCAGCUGCUGCCGAAAAGUAUCGCUUGGAGAAAAUCGCCGAGGCCAAUCGUAAUCGUGUCAUCUUGGAGGCUGAAGCCGAAGCUGAAUCGAUUCGAAUUCGCGGAGAGGCCGAAGCAUUCGCUAUUUCAGCCAAGGCUAAAGCCGAGGCCGAACAAAUGGCCAAGAAAGCCGAAGCAUGGAGAGAAUAUCGUGAAGCUGCUAUGGUUGACAUGCUUCUGGAUACUUUACCAAAGGUCGCGGCCGAAGUUGCUGCUCCAUUGUCACAGGCCAAGAAAAUUACAAUGGUAUCGAGUGGUACCGGUGAAGUUGGUGCCGCCAAAUUGACCGGCGAAGUACUCCAAAUCGUCAAUAAAGUUCCCGAAUUGGUUAAAUCGAUUACAGGCGUCGAUAUCUCUCGGGUAGGUGCCAAUUCGAAAUACAUUUAAGCAAAUCGAUACUAGUUAUUUACAUUAACACGCAUCAUCUAAACCAAAGAAAGAAAAAAUCGAAUCAAUCGUAUUAGUUAAUACUGCAGAUGCACAGAUUAAAACUUGUCAAAAAAGGGGAAACGAUUUUCUUCUUUUUUGUUGCCAAUUAUAUGUUUGAUAUUUUAAAUUUGGAACAAAAAAAAUAUAAAACAAAUUUCAAACUAAUUCCUUUUUUCAAGGGCUACACUCAUACUUACCUUUCAUAUAACAACUUCAAAACUGUAUAAAAUCGCACGUAAUUUAGACGUUUAAAAUUGCUUCACUCACACAAACACACAUUCAUCAAGUAAUAAUGUAAAACGAAAUAAUUUUCUUUUUAUUUCAGUCGGUGCAUGCUGGAUAAAAUCUAUAUUAAAAUGAAACGAAACUGUAAAAUUCAAUGAGUCAAUGACAAAUCAUAAAGAUAAAACAGAGAGGAAAAACAACAAAACAUGAAUGCCGACAAAAAUAUAUCAUCACCACCAACACUGAAUAGAAUAAAAAAAAAGAAGCAUAAACCAAAGUCUUAAAUAGAGCCCGAAAAUAAAGUACGAUUGUCGAUUUUGUUGUUCCAAAUUGUGAGUAAAAACAAAAAUCUGUGCAGAAUACCUUUUUCUAAAAUCAAAGUGUGACAUUUAUGACGAAUUUCCCUCUUUGAAUGAUGUGUAUUCAAGAUACCUAGAUAUGUUUUUUGCGUCUUUCUUCAAAACAAAAGAGUUUGAGAUGCAAUUUCUCGACGAAUUUUCGUUCUUUUUUUUGUAAUAAAGGCUUAUGUCAACACCAAAUACUGUUAGAGAAACUGGUGGUUCAGGCAUGACCUUAUCACUUGUGCAUUAUUCUAAUCGCAUAGCUCCCAUUUUUGUGUGUGUACUUUCGAUGAUAAAGGCGAUUGAACUUUUUUCUAUUUCAAAAUUAGUUAUUUGUUUUAUUAAAAAAAAAUUCAAACAAAAAUAGAUACAAAAUUGUUUAGCAAGUAAAAUUUAAUAGAAAAAAAAUGAAAACCAAAAAUUAAAAUCAAAUCCAUCUCUAAUAAAAGCAAAUAGUAAAAAUUUACAAUAAAUAAAAACAGAAAAGUCGUAAAAUAUUUGUCCAAUGUAAUAGUAACGUAAUAAAUCAGCAUAUAUACUGCUGAACAGCCAUUUAAGUACACAAUCUCACACAAAUUUAAUGAAUAUAUAAUAUAUUUUUAUAUGAAAACAAAUUCAUUUCGAUUUUGGUAGUUCUGAGUCAAAUUCUUGUUGAUUUUACGUGUUACAUACAGCUUGUAUUGCAUACUUGAUAAGUAUUCCUUAUACCUACUCUCUAUGUAUACAGACCGAAGACGAAACAAAACUUGAAAAAAAGAAAGUAAAUUCAUCCAGUCAUUUUAAAAUUGUUUCAUCACAAUUUAUUAUUACCAUUUCACUAUUGCAUUUUUGUCGUUCUUAUUUUCGUUCUUUCUUUCCUUUUUCUCUCAAUUCAAGCCACUUGUAGAAUUGAAAUUUUGAGAAAAUUUUAUCGUCUAGCUAUCAUUUUACAAUAUAUAUACAUAUAUAAACACAAUCACUUAUGGUAGAUAAAAAAAAACGAACAAAAACUAAAUAUUUGUGUUGACUUUGCAACACACCCCCCCAUAAAUGCAUUACCAUCAUCAUAUGGGAGAUACUAUGUUUAAUUGUAAAAGAGAAACAAAUCAAAAUUUAUAUCACCAGUGUGUGUAUGUAAAAGCUUUUGUUGUGUUUGAACAUUCCAAUCAUUGAAAAAAAAAUCAGCCCAGCCACCAAAAAAACAAACACAUCACCACCAAUCCACUAGACUAAAAAACAAAACCAUUAUUAUGAUAACACUACGAAAUGAUAUUGUAGCCAUUGAUAUUUGAUUCAAUACCGAUUUUCCAUAGUGUACAUGUUCUCUUUGUAGUGCAUUGAAAAUAAAAUAGAAAAUGAAUUCUGCCAAAAAAAAA